AUGAACAAUGCCUCGCAAGGGGCCUGCAAUUCAACAACACUGAAUCAGGCCAGUUCCAGGAUUUUUAAAGCUGUAGACACCCUGACCAACCAACUGUCUUGUGAGGGAGGCGACAACCAAAGCCUUCCUGAAGACAUGUUCAGAGAGCUGCAACAAGACCUCAGACAGAUAGUGAACUUGGCCUUAAAAGUCUUCCUUCAUUUGGGCACCAAUGAAUCAAAGUCUGAGGUCCUGGAUGUCUUUGGAGCUUUGAACAGUCUCAACACUGAUAACGUUCAGAGUGUAGAGUUCAUCCGCUUGUGGUUCAACAUCCAGCUGGUACCUCUUUUACCCCAUAUUACCGGAGACUUCAUGACCCUGUUGAGCACAAGAGACUUCAGCUGCAGCUCCUAUCAGCUGGAGGUUUUGAACGUCCUCUCACCAAGCCAGAAAGCUGAGCUGAUACUGGACCCAAGCACUGGCGCUCUGGAGAAUGAGACUCUUGUGAAGAAGGUUUUCAUCAGCUUGCUGGAAUCUCCAAGGGAAGAGCAGCUCAAUGAGUUCUUUGUGACUUUUGUUGAAGUCACCAAGCAGGAAAACAUCACCAUCAUCACAAACACAGCCGUAAGAGACACAAUGCUAAACCUGACCUUGAUGGCUCUUGCUCCCAAAUUUGACGUCUUUGAGCCAAAAGACUUCCAGCUGUGGUUCCAAGUCAAUCUGGUUGUUCUGCUGGCCAGCUUCAAUCCUGGCAGAUUGGUUGUUAUCCCCCUAAACAUCACCUGUGAAUCCUACAAUGCCAUAUUCACGGGUCUCGACCAAAGUUUGGAAUCUCUUCCGCCUCACCUCUCACAGGGUGUGGAGUCAAGCUUGGAUGCACUGAUGAAGACAUUCCAACGUUGCUCAAGGCCUCCAGCUUUAAUUGUGUGCAAAGAAACAUUGGUCAAUGAGAAACAACUUUGUGCUGGAUUUAACAGCACACAACUGAAGCAACAAAUGUCCUUUGGCAAUUCCUCUGAAUCCCUUUGCAAUUUCAACGUCUCUGAAUAUGCCUGUUCCUCAGUAAGCUUUUUAAACUCUUCACUGAAUGUUGUCAGUAGCAACAGACACAUUUCUCUCAUCCGCAUCGUCUUUGUUGAUGUUACUCAUGUUGAUGUCACAGUUGUCUAA
Molecule: messenger RNA, 1149 nt
Organism: Coregonus clupeaformis (lake whitefish)
Lineage: Eukaryota; Metazoa; Chordata; Actinopteri; Salmoniformes; Salmonidae
Exons: 10
Coding region: 1-1149 (382 amino acids)
Source: RefSeq, a predicted model, not a curated record